CUCUCCUGUGUCCUUGAAGGAGGGAAGCCUCUGGAUCUCUGCUCUGGAGGAAUGAUUUGGAGCUGCUGUGUAUCCAGGGACAAGAUACAUACUGCCUCCGACCCAUCCCUGGGCGCAGUAGAAAAUGCUAGAUGUGGAGAGAUUUACUCCAGGAGUCACAGAAUAGUUGGAGGCCACAGCUCAACAUUCGGUUCUCAUCCAUGGCAGGCCGCUAUUAUAAAGUCAGGAUUCCUGACUAAGAAGCUAUCAUGUGGAGGAGCUCUACUAAACAACCGAUGGGUUGUUACUGCAGCACAUUGCGUUGCCACGACUUCAAACAACAACCUGAAGGUACGACUAGGCGAAUGGGACGUCCGGGAGCAGAAUGAGCGCUUAGUUCAUGAAGAGUACUCAGUUGAAAGGAAAGAAGUACAUCCGCAGUAUAGUCCAACAGAUUUUCGCAAUGAUCUUGCACUAGUCAAAAUAGAUAAACCAGUACUUUUCAAGCAACAUAUUCUUCCAGUAUGUCUCCCUGACCCUAAUAUAAAGUUGGUUGGUAAAACAGCAACUGUUGCCGGCUGGGGGCGAACAAGACAUGGAGUUGUGACAGUUCCAACUGUACUUCAAGAAGUUGAUGUAGAAGUUAUUCCUAACGAGAGAUGUCAGAGAUGGUUUCGAGCUGCAGGUCGAAGAGAAACUAUACACGAUGUCUUUUUAUGUGCAGGAUUCAAAGAAGGAGGGCGUGAUUCUUGUCAGGGUGAUUCUGGUGGACCAUUAACAACUACCAUAGAUGGAAGAAAAGUUCUUAUUGGAUUGGUCUCCUGGGGCAUUGGCUGUGGAAGGGAACAUCUCCCUGGAGUCUACACCAACAUACAGAAGUUUGUUCAAUGGAUAGAGAAAGUAAUGGCAUGAUUUUACGUCAUUUACCAUGAGUAAGGAUUUUGCGAAGAGUAAUGGUACUUGUAAUUUUCUUUUCAUACCAAUUCAAUUUCAUAUCAGUCUUUAGCAAUAGUCGAAGAAAACUUUAUAAUACUUACCCACUUAUUAUACAAAUAAUUUCUCACUUUUCUAGAUGAUCUCUUUAUCACCAGUCAUUAACAGAAUCCUUAAUCAUUAAUGUACAGUAAAAAAUUAUUUGUUAUUGUAUUUAUUAUUAUAGGCUGUGAAUACUGCAUAAAUAUUUUAUUUAUCGAUUUGCAAAAGAUGCUUAGUGUUAAUUAAUUCAUUGUAGUUGGAGUUACAAAAAAAGAUGAGUAGUUCUUUGGGUGUCCUUACCAAACAUAUAGGUAUAAUUAAUUUUAUUACCAACUCUGUAAAAAUUCCCUUACUCUAUUUAGUUGCCUUUCUUUUGAGGCUACUGUAACAUUGUUAUAAAUGUUAUAAGUUAGUAAAAUAAUAAUGUGAGAUGAUGUGUAUUUCAUGUCAUACAAUUAAAAAAAAAUGUAUGUUUAUUUAAGUAGUAGUACAUUUGUACAAUUUGUUGUUUAAAUUAUUUCUUUUUAAAGUAAGCUAAAAUCUUACAAAUGAUAUUUAAAUUCCACAUUUUUUAAGUUGUUGGGCUUAAAAUUGUAGACAUUUUUACUAUUUUACCUCAAUGAUACUCGAUAAUAUCAUUUGAUUUAUUAAAACUUAUUAAGUUUAACUAUUAAUUUAUAAGAUUUUUAUUAUGUACAAAUUAAAAAUUGAGGCAAGUUAAAAUAAAAUUAAUGAGCGAUGAGUUCAGGAUAUUUACUGUAUUUAUUCUAUACAUGGCAUGACCAUAGCAUUCAGCAAAUAAUUUUUUUUAAUGUUUCGAUGUGUAUAUAGAUGCAAACCAAUAUAUUAAAAUUUAGGCCAUACUUGUAAUUUUUUUAAAAUGUAUGCCAAACAUAUUGAAAUAUUAGACCAAAAAAAAAAAAAUUAGAUGUUUGAACUAAAUUAUUAUAUAAUAAAAUCACUGAUUAUGUACAUUCAAUUAAAUUACAAAAUUAACUGUCAAAAUCAUACAUUGCUACAAUAUUUUGUAGCAAUGGAUGAUAUUGACAAUUAAUUUUUUCAUCUUGCUAAACAUCUUAACAGAUGUAAACUAUAUCCAUUGGGAUUUAUGUGCAUUGCUUAUUGUUUAAGGUUAUAAUAAAAUUUUAUUUACACUAUCAUAAAAGGAAAAUGCCAAGUUAAAAUGCAAGUUUUAAUUUAAAAAUAACAAAAAAAACUAAUCAAAUAUCCCGGCAAUAAUUAAUUUAAGACUAUUUUAUUCUUCAUAAUUCCUUUUAUUAACAGAAAUUCUCGAUUACCAUCCAAUAACAAUGAUUAGUAUAAUUUUAAUAAACCAGAAUAUUUGAGAAAAUUAAUUGUAAUAAAAUAAAGCCUUAAAAAUAUCUGCCAAGAAAAAGCAAUAUGACUUUUCAGUCGAAAUGUAAUUAAUUAAUGUAAUGUAAUUAAAUAUAAAAAUAUGUAGUACUACAUGUUGUUUUUUGAAAAUCCAAUGUUAGAUUCUUAAAAUUAAUGUUUGUAUCCUAUGAAUUGCUAAUGUAUCAAGUAUCAAGUACUGAUAAUAGCUUGACGUUAGGGGCUAUGGUGACUCCAUUAACUUCUUCAUUUUUACUGUAUAACAUAAAAUUAUUUCUGAACUCUAUUUCACCUGAACAAUCUGAUGUUUACAUAUAUCAAUUUAACGGCUUUUUAUCUUGCCUCAAUAUACCUUCAAUACUUGUAUAUAGUGAUAAUCUUAAUAUGUAAUAUUUUGGAUUCAACACAUUGUAAAUACAUAACAUAUCCUACCAAAGAAAUAUUUUUAUAUUUAUUUUUUAUAUUUGUAAAGUAUUUAUAAUAAUUAGAAUCAAAUUUAAUGUACUGUUUUUCAAUUUACUUAAUAAAGGCCAAUAUAAAAAAU
This is a messenger RNA of Nezara viridula (southern green stink bug), 2851 nucleotides long. The record is from the annotation of a GenBank genome assembly. Lineage: Eukaryota; Metazoa; Arthropoda; Insecta; Hemiptera; Pentatomidae.